This is a messenger RNA of Nematostella vectensis (starlet sea anemone), 3394 nucleotides long. RefSeq names its product F-box/LRR-repeat protein 14. Gene Ontology annotation, cellular component: SCF ubiquitin ligase complex. Bases 480 to 1676 code for a protein of 398 amino acids. NCBI's taxonomy places the organism in Eukaryota, Metazoa, Cnidaria, Anthozoa, Actiniaria, Edwardsiidae. The record is from RefSeq and is a predicted model, not a curated record. Gene Ontology annotation, biological process: SCF-dependent proteasomal ubiquitin-dependent protein catabolic process. The transcript has a single exon. Gene Ontology annotation, molecular function: protein binding.
GACCAGAAAAAAAGCUCAGUUGGGGGUUGUCGUCGACUGUCGUUAUUGUGAUAAAUGGUGAAAAAAAUGUCUUUUCAUCUCCCGGUUCUGUAGGUGUUCAACUCCCCUGCCAUUGGAUUUAAAGGUUUCGCUUUUUCUUAUCUUCGUGGUAUUAUGCAAAUUUGUUUUAUUGGACUCAAUGGCUCUAAGGAUAUAUAGGUCACAGUCAACGUGACGGCCGUUUGAUUAAACAUUCUUUGAGAUUCGAAGAAUUUCGCAAGAGCUUGCUUGGUACUGCUGGGUUACUGUGAUCGAUCUUCAUCCCACGGUCUAAAUUUCUUAUAGCUCAAUCCAUACUCCCCUGCUGUCAAUAUCAAUAUCCAUUGUUGCCCAAAUCCAGUCAUCCUGAAGAUCACGUGACUUGUUAACAAAGGUCCCAAGAGUAUUGAAAUGCUUGAGCGAUUUUCCAACGGGCGCUUUGUGCGCGAAAAGUCUUCAACAUGAAAGGCCAGUUUGAGAUGACAAUCCACUGCCUAUUUCCAGAGAUUCUGGCUUUAAUAUUUGCUUAUUUAAGCGUCAGGGAUAAGGGAAGAGUGGCUCAGGUCUGUACGAAAUGGAGGGACGCUGCGUAUAGUCGAAUUGUGUGGCGAGGAGUACAGGCAAGACUUCACUUGCGUCGAUCAAAUCCCUUCUUGUUUCCUUCACUUGCUAAACGUGGGAUCAGGAAAAUUCGGAUUUUGAGUUUAAAGAAAAGCCUGAGCUUUGUGGUGCAGAGCUUGUCUUGUAUUGAGAGUUUGAACCUUAAAGGGUGUUACAACGUUACGGACACUAGUAUCGGGCAUGCUUUCGUGAAAUAUCUCCCCACUCUGACAGUAUUAGACCUGAGUCUGUGUAAACAAAUCACAGACUCGAGUCUCGGAAAGAUCGCCGAUUUUCUAAAGAAUCUGGAGUUCUUAGACCUGGCUGGAUGCUGUAAUAUUACAAAUACAGGAUUGUUAUUGUGUUCUUGGGGUUUAGUCAAGCUGAAGCAUCUGAAUCUACGGAGUUGUCGACAUAUCUCGGACGCCGGUAUACUUCAUCUUUCGGGUCUUUCGAACAACAUCAAUGCGCACGGAAACAAGAAUUUAACUACCUUGUGUUUACAAGACUGUCAGAAAAUCACUGAUAACGCUCUUAGGCACAUCUCGAAAGGCCUUAUCAACCUAGAAUGCUUGAAUUUGAGCUUCUGUUGUGGGAUUUCAGGGGCUGGGCUCGCGCAUCUCGCUACCUUACGCAGCCUUCGCGAACUAAACCUUCGAUCGUGCGAAGGAGUAAACAACGAGGGCAUCGCGCAUCUCGCCGUAGGAGGACUAAAUCUUGUUUGUUUGGACGUUAGCUUUUGCGAUAAAAUAGGAGAUGUGGCGUUAAAUCAUAUUUCUAGCGGACUUAAUCAUUUGCAAAAUCUUGGACUAAAUUCUUCGCAUAUAACAGACCAAGGACUGUGUAAAAUUUCCCGCCAUCUUCGUGAGCUUCGCGUACUGAAUAUUGGUCAGUGUACUCAAAUCACGGACCAGAGCAUUGCAUCAAUAGCAAGUAAUUUGAUUUGUAUCACGAACAUUGACUUAUAUGGUUGUACUAAAGUCACUAAAUGUGGCCUAGAGAAACUAAUGCAUUUGCCAAAGCUAAGAGUUUUAAACCUUGGCCUGUGGCAGAGAUAGCAGAAAGCCGAGCGGCUUGUAGAAUAACGUGAAUACUAGCAAUCUUAACAAGCACGUGGAGCAAACGAACCAUAAGAUAAUAGCCGGUUUUAUUUCUCUUUUUUAAUAAAUCAAAUUUAUUAUGGAAUCGGAACCUGUAAGUUCAGGGUGGCUGAGUAAAUAGUACAAAUGCCUGUGCGUCUGGCAGUAGAAGGACCGCAGAUUAUAAAUGAUACUUGAUUCCCUGAUCUCACAGAAAGGGAAAGUCUAUAGUGGAGUCAUGGGGAGCACGUGCAGUUUCUUAAAACCCUUAGAAACAAAUACCCCUUCUCUUGUUGUAACACUACUUCGCCUGGUAUUAAUAACCCCAGCCCCUUUUUCAUAAUCUUCCUCUCCCACAUUUUCAUCAACCUUGUCAUUUUUUUUCUCUUAUCUUUGUUGUCUUCAUGGUCAAAGCCUUUUCAAGCUGAACACCAACUCCUGGCAAUUUAGGGUUCAAUUUCGGGUGAUGAAGAACAAAUAUUAGUUUCUUCUGCUAUUUUUAACAGUUGAGUACAUUUUUGCUUCCCAUUUAGGUGCUGCUAAAUUUGAUUAUAAAACAAAUAUGAAAUCUAUUUUAAGCUAUCUAACUUAAUCAAACUUCUAAGUGGAAUUUAGUCUGCAUAGCAUAUUGUUUAGGUGUAGAAUGUAGAAAAAAUAGCCAAAUUUCGACAAAUGGCUUAACAACAAUAUAGUUUUGUUUGUAUUUUAGAAAUUGGAUUUAUAGUUUCAGAAUUGUCUCUUGAUUGCUUGCCUAGGCAACUAAUGACCAAAUCAAAAAGAUUGAGUUCAGGGUUCUAUUUUUUAAGAUCAAUUUUACUACAGUGGAACCUGGAUAUAGAAAAUAAUAUCUAUAAUCACAUCUUAGGGUUGUCAAUAGCUAAAUAUACGGUAUGGGAAAUAGUUUUGAUUCAAUCAUUUUCUUGGUGUCAAAAAGUGCUGAAGGGUAUUUUUCUCUAUCCAGCAGAAGUGUAAAUUCUAAAUUCCCCUUAAAUAGCAGAAAAAGCAUAUUGCUUUGCUUGAAACUUAACCCUUCAUUACCAACCCUCAAAACUUGUUGGUCGUCAGUUUAUUACCUGUUGGUGAUGCAUCUAUGACAAACUAAGGGUGUUUUAAUUACUGACCAUUCUGCUUGUUGCAUGGUAGUACAGUUAUAUUUGAGUCUAAUUGCCUAUAUUAUUUGAGCACUACAAAAACAAUAUAUAAUGUUUAGGGUAAGCUUUCGAGCAAAGAAAAGCAUAUUUUCAGCUAUGUAUAGAAAAAUUUUGACCAAAUCUAAUUUGGCCUUGAAAGUUGCCAAUUCAUAAAAAGAUAUUUUGAGGUUGCCCUCAUGUGUAUAGAGAGGGAGAGAGAGUUAUCCUUCAGCUAUUGAUAUAAAAGCAUUUUUUUUUAUUUCCUUGCCAUACUGAAGUUGAGGUUCAAUUAUACUUGGUUACCAAAGGCCAGGCAAAAGUAAAUAAUGGGAUCAGGUUACAAUCAGUCCCUAAAUUCUAACAUUGAGCACAAUAGGUACAUAGUUUUCGCCCUACUCUGGUUACACAGAUAAGAUAUUUACAGGUACUUGUCAAGAACCUGGAUCUUUUAUAAGGCCAAAGGAAAUGAUAAAAGCUGUGCUUUAUGGAUGGACAAUGGUAAAUUACCACAAUGACCAUUGUAACAAAUCAAAUUAAUGGAAUAAAAAUUGUAGCUAGUUUUCUCCA